Stomoxys calcitrans (stable fly) is the source of this 2109-nucleotide messenger RNA. Its product is annotated as protein jagged-1. NCBI's taxonomy places the organism in Eukaryota, Metazoa, Arthropoda, Insecta, Diptera, Muscidae. The transcript is spliced from 5 exons. Bases 83 to 1867 code for a protein of 594 amino acids. The record is from RefSeq and is a predicted model, not a curated record.
UUGUUUUGUUCCACAGAGGCAAGAAAAGUGUUCGGUUAAGGCUAUAUUUGAUGAUAAGAAAAACUGCUGGCGAGCCAUUCAGAUGCAACGAUUCUUGCUAUUCGGUUUCCAUCUGCAAGCGACAAUGAUUGUACAUCGAUCGUCAACAAUUAUUUAUUUGUUAAUAGUUUUUGGAAUUUUUAAUGUGGCCUUUUGUCUUUGUCCCGAAGACACAAUUGCUUUCGAUCGUGAGUGUUAUUCAAUAGUACGAGUGGGUUGCCCCCAAAACUAUUUGCUUAUCCACCAUGAAUGCUGCUCUGAAGUAUGUGUGCAUAAUUGUGUGGGUGAGAACUGCUGGAAUUGUUGUAUGCCAAGGGAAGUAGCUCCAGUCUCGCAUCAGCAAAGUUACACAAACCCAACUGCAAUAAUACCGAGUCCUAGCACUUCGAUCGGUUCUACGGCUCAAACAUCCCAAUGUCAAAAUUGUGCCACAGGAUGUUGCAAUAAUGGAGUCUGCACUCAAACUCAACUGUGUUCCAACUGCGCAAACACUUGUGGAAAUUGUCAGACAAACUGUAACCAAGCCGGUCAGACGUGCUGUAACCAAAAUUGUCAAACAUGUACUAACCAACCCUGUGGAAAUUGUCAGACAAACUGUAACCAAGCCGGCCAGACAUGCUGUAACCAAAACUGUCAAACAUGUACUAACCAACCCUGUGGAAAUGGUCAGACAAACUGCAACCAAGUUGGCCAGACAUGCUGUAACCAAAACUGUCAAACAUGUUCUAACCAACCCUGUGGAAAUGGUCAGACAAACUGUAACCAAGCCGGCCAGACAUGCUGUAACCAAAACUGUCAAACCUGUACUAACCAACCCUGUGGAAAUGGUCAGACAAACUGUAACCAAGCCGGCCAGACAUGCUGUAACCAAAACUGUCAAACAUGUACUAACCAACCCUGUGGAAAUGGUCAGACAAACUGUAACCAAGCCGGCCCGACAUGCUGUAACCAAAACUGUCAAACAUGUUGUAACCAACCUUAUCCAAGUCCACCAACAAUUCCACCACCAAUUCCACCACAUAUUCCACCCAAUUAUCCAGUUCCCACAAGGCCACCACCGACAUCUGCUCCGACACUACCACCUACAACACAACCACCUGUUCCAUUAACUAGAUGUCCCAGUGGAACCAUCCUCGUCGGUGUUGUCUGCCAACCUCUGUACUGUCCUUGGGGCACUAGAAUGGAGGAUAACAAGUGCAUUCAAAUUGUCUGCCCAGACGGAACGCACUGGGAUGGCGAUAAGUGUGCCGUGAUCACUCCAAUUGUCCACAACAUCACAACCCACCAUCAUUUCGUAACGCACUUAAACUCUUCAUCGCAUCCUAUCAUUAUACCCAACAACAAUAACAUCCCAAUAAAUAUUUCUCUUAACCUGGCAGGACAGCAAUGUUGCGAUAACGAGGUGGUCACAGCUGCACCAAAACCAUCAGAUCGGUGUUGCACUAUAAAGACCCCAAGAGCUUGCGCACCUUCUGAUAAACAAUGGAAAUGCUCCAGUCGUCAAUAUAAAGCUUGUGGUGACUUUUGUACUAAGCCAACAAUAUAUCUAACACCUCCUAAGAUAUACGAAAAGCAAAAUGUUAUUGUCAUGCCACCAACUUAUAUCUAUGGACAGAGAGAAGAUGGUUAUGAUUGCUCUGGAUGCAGCCAGAGCAUUGGCCAAAGGUGUUCUAGGUAUUGUAGCCGCUAUAUUUGCCCAUCGCUCAGCUGUUCUUAUCUUAGUCAACAACAAUUUUGUCUAAGUUAUCCCCAAUCUCUUGGUUGUCUGGAACAAAACGGUUGCUAUGACCAGAGCUGGUGUACAUCCGGUGUAAAUAUGGGCUUUUAAAAACGUGCGCUGGACAAUGAACCCACCUACAAUCAAUAUAUAUAUGUAUAGAUAAGUUGCUCAACAAUUAUAGCCCCUGGCAUGGUGUUACGGCAUGAGCCCCAUUAAGGCCGGUAACGGCGAACAUAGCAGCAGCCCUUACUACAAAUUUCAAUUUGACUGCGGGCUUUGGAUUUAAAUUUUUAACCAUUUUAACUUGGCUUACAUUAAACUUGCUUUUACCUUGUCUAUAGGUACAGGGA